This is a messenger RNA of Parasteatoda tepidariorum (common house spider), 1853 nucleotides long. The record is from RefSeq and is a predicted model, not a curated record. Lineage: Eukaryota; Metazoa; Arthropoda; Arachnida; Araneae; Theridiidae.
AUGGCGCCGAAAGUGAGGUUUCUCAGAUCAAUAUUGUUUUUCGUCCGUAGAGCUGCCCUCUGGCGGGGGAGUCAUUCAUCACCUUCCCUGCAGGAAAGCAGACAUUCGAUCGAGCGUCCCUCCUUGGAUUAAAAUCAAAAACACCAUGAAACUGCUGUUCGUAAUAGUCAUGCAUGCCUUACUGGCCCUGGAAUAUGAGGCCUUGGAUGAAUUUAACAAUGAUGGAGAUCCCUUCUUGGACAUUGACUUAAAAAAGCAUCUCAAACUAGAAAAUGAUCCGUGUGAGACAACGGCGUGCGGCAGAGGACGAGAAUGUGAAGUGAAUGAGUUGGGUGAGGCAGUGUGCAUUUGUCAGAGGAUGUGCAAAAAGAGAAGAAAGAAGCCUGUGUGCGGAACUGACGGACAUUACUACAUCAACCAUUGUGAGCUACACAGGGCAGCCUGCAUAUCAGGAAGGAGUGUCCUCAUCGACCACAAAGACUCAUGCCUCAAGAAGAAACGGAAGAAUUCCAAACCGACAAAGCCAGCAUUUUAUUACGAAGAGGAAAAGAAAGAGAUGCCAUCUUGGCGAAAUUUACCACCUUAUGAACUGAAAACUGUCUCCCCAGCAGAAGAGGGCGAACCCACUCAGCGAGAAUGUACACACGAAGAAUACGAUUUUAUGAAAGAGAACCUCCUACUCUACAAUAACGCCAAACUCAUGGACAGCAAAAAAUCAGGCAAUGAAUAUUUGGUGAGCAUAAUGUUUUCCCACUAUGACCAGAACAACAACGGUCAGCUGGAAGCAGAGGAACUGUGGCAAGCUGCAGAGAGAGAUCAUUUGGGGCAGUUGUCCACCUCUUGCAUACUGGCCGACAUGUUACUCUUUGAUGAUGUCGAUAAGGAUGGCCGGCUCAACAUAAAUGAGUUUUACCUGGCUUUUAGUGUGUCUGUGGUUUCUCUGGAUAAAGCUCUGGAGGUAAAUCACGUGACAGCCAGAGUGGGGGAUAACGUGGAAGUGAAGUGUGACGUCACGGGAACUCCACCGCCUCCAAUUAUUUGGAGACGAAAUGACAUGGAUCUAUCAGUGCUUAACGACGAGGAGAUAAAAGUAUUUGUGGACGGUUCCCUCUACUNGAAAAACAAUAAACUGCCUCAAACUGGGGGAGUUCUUACCGCAGACAAACUACAUUUACUUCUUAUAUUGAUGCUCUCUGUUUUAGCUCUACCAGAAGUACAUGUCGUACCAAAACUUCAGUCGAGGGCUCCCGGUGAAUUGGCAGAAAUGGAGUGUCACGUGAUUGGAGUCCCUCAACCCAGAGUGUACUGGCUGAAGAAUGAUGAGGAAUUAAAAAUGGGUUCCGAGAAGUACACCAUCAUCGGCAACAGUACGGCAUUGGUUGUUGGAAAGAUCACUUACAGUGACACGGGUGCUUACAUGUGUGUUGCCAGCAAUCCUGCAGGAGUAUCCAGAGACAUUAGCUCUUUAGUUGUACAGGAUCAACCGACGACAACCAUGCCCCACACAGCGGGGCACAGGUUCUUUGCCUUCCAUGACUGGGGAGUAUCUGUGUAUGAGCCGGACAAUUGCCGACUCUACCACCAGAUUCAAAGCACUGAUGUCAUACCGGGUACCCAAGAAUAUGUAUGUGGUGACCGCGGUCUGAAUUGUUCGUGGGGAGCGGCUAUCAAUGUUGCUGACAGAUACGUAUACGCAUCUCAACCCAACAAAGACAGAAUACUUAUUAUAUCCAAGAUACAGAUGGUAGUGGUCGACGUGUUCUAUGGGAUCGAAGUGAGUGCUUACGGUGAGGAUUUGGCUGGCUAUAUCAUCUGCUCUCUAAUUCGUCCCAAAGGUGUUCUAUGGGAUCAAA